Molecule: messenger RNA, 567 nt
Organism: Venustampulla echinocandica
Lineage: Eukaryota; Fungi; Ascomycota; Leotiomycetes; Helotiales; Pleuroascaceae
Exons: 1
Coding region: 1-567 (188 amino acids)
Source: RefSeq, a predicted model, not a curated record
AUGGCUACCGUCAAGGAGCAACCUUCCUUCGACACCAGCACGAACGUCCUCACCAUCACACGCCCAGCCCCGAGUCGACAACCCUCAACGCAAUCCAUCGACGCCCGUUCACCCCUCGAAGAUGCCGACUCGGCUCAUUUUUUGACAACGUCAAGAACAGUUCACUCGGAGAAAUCCGCCAUCAUGCCUCAAGGCGCAACCUUCAAUGACUCGAAGGCGGAAAUCAUCGAGACGAAAUCUUGCCCCAUGUCCGAUCUGGAAGCCGGUCUAAUGGAAACAGCCACCCGGGGAAGUGCAGACAGGAUCCUCAAGAAGAAAUGUAAUGAAGGCGAUGACCCCUGGCCAUGCCCACGAGCCUUGAAACGCCAGCGCAAGGCGGCUAAGCGUAGCAAGGCAUGCUGUGCGUGCUGGGGAGAUCUGGGGAAGAGGCAGAAGCUUACCGUCAAGGUCGUGUCAGGUGUAGCCAUCGUCGCCAUUAUUGUCGUGAUGUGCAUCUUGAUUAGCAAGGCUGUUGGCGGCGGUGUUUGGAGCAAGGGCCAAACUCAAGCUCCCAUCAAGGGCACAUGA